This is a messenger RNA of Dentiscutata erythropus, 160 nucleotides long. The record is from the annotation of a GenBank genome assembly. Lineage: Eukaryota; Fungi; Glomeromycota; Glomeromycetes; Diversisporales; Gigasporaceae.
AAAUACAAUUGGUUCUUCUAAACGAUACCUGAAUGAAGCAAAUCACGUAAUUUUUGAUGAAAAAUUAUUAAAAAAUAUCAAUGUUUACCUUAACGAAGUUAGAACUACGGUCCAUGGAUCUGUAGGUCCGCAAAAUCAUAUAAGAAAAAUCAUCUCGUGA